AUGCAUAGCUUCCUGGGCGGGGGCCUAUUCUGUGCCAUGGUGGGGAACAUCCUGCUGGUGGUCUCAAUGGCAACAGACUACUGGAUGCAGUACCGCCUGUCAGGCAGCUUCGUCCACCAGGGCCUGUGGAGGUACUGCAUGUCGGGCAAAUGUUACAUGCAGACGGACAGCAUCGCGUACUGGAAUGCCACCCAGGCCUUAAUGAUCCUGCCCGGGAUGUCGUGCUUCACGGGCAUCUUUGCCGGCAUCCUCUCCUUUGCCCACUUCUCCGCCUUCGAGAGGUUCAACCGCUCCUUCGCUGCAGGGAUCAUGUUUUUCAUCUCCACUUUAUUUGUUCUGCUGGCGAUGGCCAUCUACACGGGUGUGACAGUGAACUUCCUGGGCAAGCGCUUCGGUGACUGGCAUUUCUCUUGGUCUUACAUAUUGGGCUGGGUGGCACUGUUCAUGACCUUCUUUGCAGGGAUAUUUUACAUGUGUGCCUACAGAAUGCAUGAAUGUGGGAGAGGGGGGGCCCUACACGCUAGAGAGAAAGACACAGCAAGAUACAUAAACUGUUUUUAAAAAGAGGAACAUUUUACACUGAAUGAAUGACCAUGUUUAUCCAGAGGCCAACAUAUGACAGAAAGCCUUUGCGACUGAAUGGGCCUCCAUUCCCUGAUGUUUCCAAUGGAUUUCCUGGAUAAAUAAAGGUGUGAUUAAAAAAAAUAUACAACAGCUUUCUGCCAUUCACAUGAAAGGAACAUUUACGAGAAUGAUGAUGCAUUUAUUUAUCAAGUCAAUAUGACUCAUUUCAUUAUCUAUGUGCAGUUAACAGGAGAAUAUGUUUCAAAAUGGCUGACAUGGCAACGGUUAUGAUAUCUCCGUAGUGCCUUUUUCAAAAGCAAGAUGACAACAGGCUUUUUGGAUAUGCAAAUGUGUUGUAGUUUUGAUAAGGA
Molecule: messenger RNA, 935 nt
Organism: Oncorhynchus masou masou (cherry salmon)
Lineage: Eukaryota; Metazoa; Chordata; Actinopteri; Salmoniformes; Salmonidae
Product: lens fiber membrane intrinsic protein-like
Exons: 4
Coding region: 1-561 (186 amino acids)
Cellular component (GO): plasma membrane
Molecular function (GO): structural constituent of eye lens
Source: RefSeq, a predicted model, not a curated record